Molecule: messenger RNA, 1574 nt
Organism: Notothenia coriiceps (black rockcod)
Lineage: Eukaryota; Metazoa; Chordata; Actinopteri; Perciformes; Nototheniidae
Product: tumor suppressor candidate 5 homolog
Exons: 3
Coding region: 238-780 (180 amino acids)
Cellular component (GO): membrane
Source: RefSeq, a predicted model, not a curated record
ACUAAAUGUGAGAGGGACUCAGACAACUAUAACAUCUCGCUCUGCAAUAAGAAUUCUUGAUGGAGUUAGACUGCUUCAUUAAGUAGGUUGCCUUAAAUAUAUUAGACUUUAUCAUGUUGUAAUAUUUAAUCUAAUGAGCCCCGAUGGAGAAUAUUUGAAGGACGACUCCUCAGCAUCUCCAGCCACAGGACAGCGCCUCGGUCAGACAAAGACUUGGAGACGUAUUAUCUUUCAGUGAUGGCUAUCAACACGGACGCAGCCUUUGGGAAAAGCGCCCUUGGUGAGAGGGAAGUUUCCAAUCCCACCAACUUCCAGGACACGGAGAAGCUCCUGAGCACCGGGAACACCGAGCCCUCCGGGCAGAGCAACAUCAAACCGUCCGACUCCUUCUCCCUCAACAUCAGAGGCAGCGUCCGGUCCCUGGAUGCGGACCAGAACGGGCACAGAUCCCCGCUGAAGUCGGGCUCCAUCGGGCAUCUGGUGCCCCCUCCCAAGUCCCUGUCCCGGCUCAGCCUGGGCCCGUUGGCCUCCCCGGUGCCGCCGGGGUCCGCACCCCCGACCUACUUCUGGCUCGCCGUGCUGUCCUGUUUCUGCCCCGCCCCGCCGCUAAACAUAUGUGCCUUGUGGUAUGCACAUGUGUCGCAUUCUGUUCUCCAUACAGGAGAUUUAGAAGGAGCAAGGAAGUAUGGGCGCCUGUCUAUGCUGCUCAGCUGUCUGGCGAUACUGCUGGGUGUGGCUGUCAUCAUCCUCAUAGCGGUUACAAUAGAGCACCAGAAUUAAACUGUGGGAUGGACGGAGUCACAUUUAACUUCAUCUGAUCUCACAUUUGCACAGAAGAGUGGAGGAGGAAGAACGUUUUGAAAAAAUUGAAAAAGCACAAAAUCUGUUGAAAACAAGCUGAAGAGACUCUUAUGUAAAACAUAUUGCUUUUUCUGCUAUGGACGAGAGAAAGAAGAAGGAAAGAAGUCACAGGCUGUUUCUCUUUUUCCGGCAACACUCAUGUCUCAUCAUAAGUAACCCACAAACUCAGGAACAAAGUGAGGAAAACGAGCGCUGCACACAGUUAGUGUUGUCGGAUCAUCAGACUGCACAUGCUGUGGAGAAAGUGUAACUGCUCCUAGUCCAAACUACUGGUGCACUGAAGUACUUUAUAACUGCAUUUGCUUAUUAAAAAAAGGAAUUGUUAAAUAAGACUAAAGAAGAAGAUACCAUCAUCAUUAACAAAAGUAACACAUAAGAGUUAUAUGCAAUGUAAAGAUAAAAAAAAACACCCUCUUGAGGUCAAAACAAAAGGCAUCAGUGCACCUCUAGUUUGUAACUGCCUGCCCUGUUUUUCUUAACAUUGGCAACAAAGUACGGACCAACUGUGGGAGGAUGUAUAUACUGAUUUCAUACACUGUUUACAUGCAACUAAUGUACCCGUUAACGCCCUGCUGCAGCCAUAGUGUGAUACCUUGCUUUGCGUGCUACAAUAUACUGCAAGAUAUGAAUGGGGCUGCUCUCCCUGUAUGCACUGUUAUUGGCACUCUGAUGUUUAUACAUUUAUACUGUAUGACUGGUUAACUGUGCAUGUC